Messenger RNA from Anolis sagrei ordinatus, 5416 nucleotides. It is a transcript of the gene C1GALT1, whose product is annotated as core 1 synthase, glycoprotein-N-acetylgalactosamine 3-beta-galactosyltransferase 1. NCBI's taxonomy places the organism in Eukaryota, Metazoa, Chordata, Lepidosauria, Squamata, Anolidae. Gene Ontology annotation, molecular function: N-acetylgalactosaminide beta-1,3-galactosyltransferase activity. The record is from RefSeq and is a predicted model, not a curated record. Gene Ontology annotation, cellular component: membrane.
CUCCCAGCGCCGCCUUCUGGCCCCCGAGGCCUGGGAGGGCGGCCUGGCCGGAGCCCUGGGCCCAAUGAGGCGCCGCAGAGGAGGCGUCGCCGCCGCCGCCGAGGCCGAGGGAGGAUGGCGGCGAGAGGGCCGCGCUUCCGAGGCCCGCUUCCCCUCCUGAUCCUCCUCCUCCUUCCCGUGUCUCUCACGCCGAGUCUCUGAGGCCUGCUCUCCGAGCAGAUAAUCUCUUCAGGAAAUGGCCCCUCCAAAAUCCAUAUUGAAUCUUCUGACCUUUACUUUUGGAUCUGCAAUUGGGUUUUUCAUAUGUUAUCUGCUAUUUAGCUUAGUAUUUGAAGAACAAAUUAAGAUUGAGCCUCACAUUGUUUACAAUGAUCCUCAUGGACAUCACUUGAAUAGUGAUGAAAGAAAUAAUCUGAAAGGACAAAUGAAUUUCAAUGCAGAUACUGGACAACAUCAAGAUGAAAACAAGAAGGUUGCUGAAGAACUGUACCAGAAGGUAAGAAUCCUUUGUUGGGUGAUGACUGGUCCCCAGAAUUUGGAAACAAAAGCUAAACAUGUCAAAGCUACGUGGGCUCAGCAUUGCAACAAGGUGCUGUUUAUGAGCUCUGAAGAAAACAAAGACUUUCCAACAGUUGGAUUAGAAACCAAAGAAGGCAGAGACCAGUUGUAUUGGAAAACCAUUAAAGCUUUCCAGUAUGUGCAUGAUCAUUAUCUUGAUGAAGCAGAUUGGUUCAUGAAAGCAGAUGAUGACACCUAUGUUGCUCUGGACAACCUGAGAUGGCUCCUUUCAAAAUACAGCUCUGAAAGACCAAUUUAUUUUGGAAGAAGGUUUAAGCCAUUUGUGAAACAGGGCUAUAUGAGUGGAGGUGCAGGCUAUGUGUUGAGCAAAGAAGCUCUGAAGCGAUUUGUGGAUGCUUUUAAAAACAACAAAUGUACUCAUAGCUCUUCCAUUGAAGACUUGGCAUUAGGCAAAUGCAUGGAAAGCAUUAAUGUAGAAGCUGGAGAUUCCAGGGAUACGAGUGGCAAGGAAACCUUUCACCCAUUUGUGCCCGAGCAUCAUUUAAUCAAAGGAUACCUACCCAGAAAUUUUUGGUAUUGGAAUUAUAACUAUUACCCUCCUGUGGAGGGUCCUGGCUGCUGUUCCGACUUGGCAGUUUCAUUCCACUAUGUUGAUGCCACUACUAUGUAUCAUUUGGAAUAUUUGAUUUAUCACCUCCGUCCUUAUGGCUACCAGUUUAGAUACAACUCUGACUCUCCUAAGGACCCAGGAAUGCAAAAUUUAAGUGAAGCAGCAAAGGGGGAUGUGAAAUCCAAAGCGGAAGUAGGAAAUCCUCUGAAAGCCUCUGGAUAAAAUCAUUUACAGUGCACUGAAGAAGCCUUAUGAGAUGGUAAAGAAAUACAUUUAGCUUACAAUGACUGGAUGGGUUUGCUAAGCAUAUAUGUAUGUUAAAAGUGUUCCUUCAAAUGGCUGCCUACUGCAGCAUCUUUUCUAAUCGUCCUGGUGGGAAGGAUGUUUCAUAUGCCAUGAGACUGCAAGGUCAAAUCCAUAAAGUUUUGUAUUAAGCAUCAUAACUCCUUAAUUUUGUUUCAGUAAUGUAUACAUGCAAACCUUACAUUGAAACAAACUUUGUUAUCUAGAGUCACUUGUAAACAUGCAGUAUUUUAGUCCUUAUAUCAUGUGAAUGCCUUCUGUUACUAGACCCAGUACAUUAGAUGCUGACAGAUACUUUGCUAAAGAGAUUCAAGUAUGAAUGUGUUUUUUAAAAAAUAUUUACAUAAAAGAUUCUAGUGUGAAUGUAUGUUUAAGGAAAAGCUUUGUCCUACACAGUCAUUUGUCAAGUAAUCCUGCACAUGGGUUGCAUUUACACCUGCGUUUGUAAAACUAGGAAUAUUUGGAGUUUUAGUUUCACAUGUUAUACAGAUUAUUUUCUUGCUGCAGAGAAAGUCAGUAGAGUUCAGCCGGACAGAAAGUUAGUGGAAAUGUGGGUGAACAGGCUGAAUGUAUUCAUAGAAUGAGUGCCGACUUACUAGAUGAGAGGGGAGUAAUCUUUGACUCCCAGGGCCUAUAUGUGGUGCCACCUGGUGGGCUUACACCCCUUCAUGCAUACAGACCCACAUUUACCCAACUCAUUUUGCAGUAACAGAGAAGUUUAAAUCCCUUCCCACCCACUGGAAUUGGUGGGAUUGAAGGGGCAAGGGCUCCUUCCAUCUCCCAGUGAUCUGAAACAAAACAAAAAAACAAGAACAUCUGCUACAUUGAGAUAAUGGGGGUGGGGAUAAUGCGUUCCCAUUCCCCAGCAAUUCUAAUCAAGAUUGCUAUUCUGGAUUUGCUAGUAAAAAUAGCUGCUCUGUCAAGUUGUGGGUGCAGCUCCAUGAGCAUCACAGCCCACUUGAAUGCCUCAACAGGCUAAAGGUUGCCUAUAUGUGCAAUGGAUAAACAAAAUAAAAAUUAUUUAAAUGAACUGUCUUACAUUGUUACUGGAAAAUUAGUUACUGUGAUUAUAUUAUAGGUAGUAGAACAUUCAUAGCUCACACAUGUCAGUUUGGUUCUAAUGACUCACUCUUUUAAAAAAAAAAAAGAAACCAAUAAGCCAUUUUUGUUUUUAUAAAAGUGGACUUGCACCCAAAUAGGUAUUGUUUAAGCUUGAGAGUGAGGGUGGGUGGCUUGUCCAGUACUUCAAGUGUUUUAAAUUUUCCGUUUAAUUUCUAUAAUUAUUUAUUUCAGUUUAAAUACCGUGCCUCUUUCUUGUAUGACAUUUCCUGGUUCAUUUAAAUUAUUAUUUCCCUGUGGAUUUGAUUGUCCCACUUGUCAGGCCAACUUUGAACAAAGAUCUCUGCCAACAGAUGAAGGAGCUCUGUACUUUAUGCUUAAAUACAAACCACAGUGCAAUUUUUGGUGUUAGUUAUGCCCUCUCAUUAUGUACUAUGUGCCAGUUUGGCUGGUAGUUUCUCGUUUUGAUAUUCAGACCUUUUUUCUCCCGCUUAACUGUUAUGUUGAAAGUGAUCAACCAGGGUGUGCUUUCUAUCUUGAGUUCAUCAUAUUGAUGUUUACAUUGAGAUUAUGUAUUUGAUGGUGUGUACUAGUUAAACAAAACAUUUGUCAAACUUACUAAACUCAUUGCAGUUUCUUCUUCAAACAAGAGCAGAUACUGGUUCAUACUUUGUGUCUUUCAGCGUGGUUUAUUUUAUAGUUACACAUGUGCUUCCGCCUUUCUUACAUUAAAACAUGUGAUAACAUUGUUGGUUGCUCUUAAUGAAUGUGCAGUACACCCUCAAUAUUUCAUUAUAGAUAAGUAGUAUGUAACUCACAGAAGAAGGAACUAGAGGUUUUCUUAUUUAUUUUGGUAAAUUAGGCCUGUGGAAGGGUCCUGAAAACUGGAAUUAACAGAAGAGGACAGAUUGUUUGCUCUUAAAUUAAACCAAUGCCGAGUUGUAGCUUCACUUUUAGAUCAAUCAUGAGUACAAAAGUAAUGACAGAUCUGCCCAAUUCUCAAACAACUCUUAUAACAGAAGUGCUGCCAAGACUAAUAUUAAGCUAUUUUGCUUACUUGCGGAUUUUAUGGCGUUUAAGCAAGUUGAUGCCAAUCUCAAGUGUAGAGUGCUCUCAAACAGAGUGGUUUGUCAGUCCAAAAGCAUUGUGCAAUAUUCCAUCAAUCCUUGGUUUUAGACAGUAAAAAUGUGAAAGAGGCUACAAAGUAACAUGGGAUGGUCACAAAUAGAAACCCAAUAAUGUUGAAGGGGAUUUCUGUAAGAAAAGUCAACUCAGAAGCAGCUGUAGCAUAUUCUCUAGUUCAUUAAUAACCUAAUUUCAUCUUCCUUUCUGGAUUUGGUGGCAUUCAUCUAUCUACCUCAAAGCACCAGAUGUAAAUUCGGUAGUGCUUUAGUGGAGUUUGUUGGUAAUCUGAGAGAAAACUAUUCCAAGGGUUUUUUUUUUUAGCUUCAAGAACUAAUGGCUAUUAUUAUUCCAUCAUGAUUCUUAAGGAGCAAAAUGGAGCCAUCCCUAGUUAACUGACUUCUGUAUACUUGGUGAUCUCUUGAAGUAUGUUAACAUACAAGUCUUGAGGUAUUUUACCAUAUAUUAACAUAUGUAACAUAAAACAAAUUCUCCAACGUUCCAGAUGCACAAAAUGAGAGCUGAGAGAAAGGAGGGGAAAAUUGAAAGUGUAGGUAUGCGGGAAAAGAUGGAAGAUGGAUUUCGCCUAUAGAAUGAUUUUCCAGGAGAAAGUGAAAGGACACCUUUUUUGCAUAGUAUAGCUGUGAAACGUUGUGAUUCUGGAUCCUUGAUCUCAAUCCUGAACAAUUGCCUCUUCUGGGGGAGAAGGGCGGGGUAUAAAUAUAGGAAAUAAAUAAAUUCAGUAUUAUAGGAAACUGCCUUAUAUUGGGUCAGACUGUUCGCCCUUCCCAGGAAAUUAUUAUCCAUGUUGAGUAGCAGAAACUCACAGAGGCCUCAAAUAGCAUUCUUAAUAUUAUAUGGUUUACCCAAUCCUUUUAGUAAAGAUGUCCCUUUCUCUGUUCCCUGAUUUAUCCUGCUACUUUUUUACUGUCUGAAGGCACAAAAUGUUUUUCAAGCAUUGUUUAUGCCCCAGGAUUCUACCUUGUAGAUUGGCAUUAAUUGCUGUACUAAACUUUAAUCUUGAUCUGUAUUGCUUUUGUUUUCUUUGGUACAACAUGUAAUGUUCUCGUCUAUAGCCUGCAAAACAUUCCACAAUCCAUUUAAUUUUAAAUCACUUAAAAGUUUCUUUUCAAAACUUUUCUUAGAACGUUUGAUAUCAUCAGCAGUGUUGAAAGUACUUCAUUGUUAGCAGAGCUUGUGAAAGUUAAAUUUUUGUUUGUUUGUUCUAUGGUCCUCAGAAUCCCUCGGCCAUUACUGACAAUACUGGCUGGAAGAUUCUGGAAGUUGCAGUACAAAAAAAGUAACCUGUCACCAAUUCUGAUCAUUUAGAUUUUGUAUUCUAUUUAACGUUUUUCUCUAUUACAUCAGAUUUGAGUGGAAUCAUAAAGUUGAAAUGAGAUUAUACUGUGGACAAAGUAUAAACUGGUCCCAUCUUUGUACUUUAUAUCUUAAAAUUAUAUCAUAUUCAGCAGGUUAUAAAGCUUUGCCUUGGUCAUCUGCUAACAGAGAAAAUGUUGUGAACAGUCAUUUUAUGAAGGGACUUCCCUUCAAUGUAUAUAAAUCGUACCGAAAAUGCAUUUGAAAUGACAAAUUAACUGCUGAGCGGUAUGUUAGUGUAAAGAGACUUUUACAUGGCAAGAGAAAUGUUCUUUUUUCACAACAAAUAGUGGUUAACUUGUUAGUUCAUAUGAUCAACAGAUGAAUGUUUUUGAAAUAACAUAUUUCAAGUGCCUUUCACUGAUUUUUGCAAUUAAGUUAAUUGAGAAACGCACCAAUAAAACUAAGUUACCACAAUUUUAAAAA